CUACUAUAUAACUAGGCUGUAUGGACCACAUACUUUGCCUGCGUAUUUUGUGCAAAUAAAAAAAAUAAUUACAACUAUCAAUGUCAUGUUAUAUUGUUAAUUGUCAGUGUGAAAUUAUAUUGUCAAAUUCAAAAUCAAAGUUUAAACGACCAAACGUAAAACAAUUUUUAAUUUUACAAAAUUAAAAUAAAAAAUAUUUACAAUUGUUUAAAUGACAAUAGAAAAUAAUUAUAAUAUAACGAAUGUGAAACAUUUGCCAUUGUAUAAUCAAGACGUAUUUCGCAAUACAAUCAUAAUUUUCCCGCGCUGGAAUUGAAAGUGAAACUUUCACGGUGUACACAAUAAUAAAAUGUUAUCUACCGGUGAUUUAGAAAGGCUCAUUAUUAUGAAAAGGCGUGAGAUUGAGAAAGAGAAAAUGCUGCUUGGAUUAGCUUCGCGUCCUGUAAAUACUGAUGUGAAAGAACACGCAACAAAGAAUGAGGAAGAGCAAGUGAACUCCACUGAAAGCGUGAUCCUGAGCGAAAAUGGUGCAAAAGCAGAAGACAAGAAAGAAAGAGACAAUGAUACACCGCUGGAACAGAGCAUACCACCCGAUUUAGAAAGAUAUAUUAGGCGUUACCUCGGCUUGCCAGUGAUGCUGAAGGCGGGCGAGUAUUCCCCGAACAACCCGCUCAUCCGCGGCGAGAGGAGCUCGGGCGAUGUGCUGCUAGGGCUCGGCGAGUACGAACGGAGGCGGAACACGCUGCGCAAGCUGAGGCAGCAGCAGUACAGAGAGUAUCUCGACCAGCAAGCGAAAAAGAAACAAGAGGCCAAAGAAAAUGCGGAGAGGGAGCGUCGCGAGCGGGAGGAGAGGGAAAGAGAGCUAGAAGAGAGGGAAAGAGAGCGGGAAGAGAGGCAGAGGGAGAGCGAGACUCUAAACCGACAGCAGUACAACCCGGACACGCGACGAGCCAGUAUUUGUUAUGGCACAAACGAUGCGUAUUAUUCCAAUAAAGUGGACACGGGCGUACAAGUGGACAGCAUCACGAGCCCGCUCUCAGUCGCCGUACAGACAGAAGAUCAUGACUUUUUCCAUUGUAUUUCACAGUUGCCACUGUCCCCGUGUAAGACUCGCUUGACAGAAGCGGAGCGCGAGCUGUCCCCCCGCACAGUGGACGGGCGGGGUGGAUGCGGUCCGGGGACAGCCGGCUGGGGGCGGCCGGGGGACAGCAGGCGCCGCAGCUGCGGAGACUACGACAGUAAGUCGGGCGGUCGGCUGCGGCGCGAGGGUGGACUGCUGGACGCGGACGCUAUACACCGGCGGAACUUGCAGGCCGAGAAGGAAGCGGCCGAGCGUCGUCUGUUCUACCAACAAGAGCUCAGGAACCAAAUCCUGGAGCAACAGAGAAUAAAAGAAGAGAGAAAGACGAGAGAGAAGAUGCUAGAGCAAGCAGAGAUGCGUCGUCUCGAGGAACAGUUGCGGAUGCUGCGACUGGCGCACGAGAGGGAGAUAGGGAAGCAACACGAGAUUAACAACACUAUGAAAGACGAAGCGUUAGAUUUCACGAAAAAACGUUCAGAACUCCAAGAUGAGAUUGACACUGAACAAAAGCGUUUACUCCGCGCCGUCACGCAGCCCGUCGCCGCCAAACGGAACGUAAUCACCUCCAGGAGCGACACAAACCCACCCAAACUGCAAUCCUACUACGCACGGGACAAAGAAAAACCAUUCUCGACUAACAUACCGGACAAUUCCAUCUUCUCCCCGAACUACGACGUCGACACUUACCUAAGAAGGAAUCUUAAUUUCAAAGACAACGUUUUAAAGAAUCGACUAGAUAAUGUAAAAAACCGUGGCAUAGACAUAGAGAGUAUUGGCGAGAGAAAGUACAACGAGAAAUCAAGAAAUUUCGACAAAAUACUCGAACGGUCCAAAGAUACCGCGAAGAGGAACGUAACGCGUCCGUCCGACAUCGAAGAUAGUUUGCCCAUACCUGUUCUACGACAUUCGCCCGUAACACAAUCGGAUAAAGUCGAAAAUACUAAUUUGAGUGAUGCAAUGAAAUUAGUCGACGAUAAAUGGAAAGUGCCUGCUGUACAAAAGAAUAUAUUGAAGUCGUUGCCCAACGACGAAGGUAAGAAUAUUAGUAUAUUGACCCAGUUGGGGUCCAUAAGGAGGCAACUACAGUUGGAGCAAUUGAAACUGGAUAGAAUGAAUAAUGAUGAGUUUUGAUUUCAUUCACUCAUUCGUUCGUUCUUGUGUACUAAGUAGGGGUAAUUAAUAUACAGCAAUAUCUAUAUAUUGGUCCAAUAACGAAUAUGUUAAAAGUCUGUUAUCCAAAAAAUAUAGAUAACAAACUUUUAACAUAUUCGAAAAUAGAUAUCAAGACCGAGAUAUUGACCACAACAGAAUAACAGCGUUUUGCUCUUUUUAGGGCAAAGCAAAAAGCUGAGUUGUGGCCAUUUUGUAUUACUGUGGCACACGCAUGAAGAAAAAAAAUUGUUACUAAUUUUAUGCAUUCUGAUUUUGUUUUUGUUUUUUUAUUUUUUGUACAUGUAACUUUUUUUUAUCUUUUUUCACUUUGCAUUUGUGUCUGUUGCUGUCUGUGUGCUGUAAGUAAUGCAAAUAAUACAAGUAGUCAUUGGAACGAUAUAAUAAAUUCAACAACUUAUUCAAUUAAUAAUCUAUUUAGUUUUGUAAUAUUUAUAUGCGAUAGUUACCACAUUCCCUCGGCUUAUUAGCAUGAGUAUAAAAUGGCGGGUAACAUGGAUAACUGAUUUAUUGUAAGCCAAGUAAUUUUACUACAAGCGAGAUAAAACACAAGCUAGUAUAUCUACCUGUAAUUUAUAUCUAGAAUAAGUUUACUAUUGUGAUCUUUUGGAGGAAACAAUAAAGCGUAUCUAUCUAUCUCUCUCUAAUGACGCGCACUCAAUGGUAUGUGCUUAUGAGGACAGGAGCUAAUAGAUUGGUUACUUUUAUUUGUAAUGUAGAGUGCCAAAAUAAGGUUACCUUAAAUUCAGAAAACCUACUAUAAUAUUGUUUUUUUUUUUUUAAAUAUGUUUAUAUUACAAUUUCUCAAUAUAUUGUUUUAAUUUAAUUAUAGUUAUUAAGCAUGUAUCUUGUUUUUGUAUUCUGAUUUUUAAAACUGUUUCACUUCUAUUAGAUUACAGUACUUUUUAUGUACAGAUAAACAUGUAAUACCCAUUUUAUUUUAUAUAGUUUUGUUAUGUUUAUAAAAAUCAAAGAAAUCGUUGCAUGUGCAUGAUAUAAACUUACCAAGUUCAGUUUCUAAGGAAAUCUUUAAUUUUUUUUUUUAUAUUUAAAUUCACACAAUCUAACUAUAUUGUCCAUAAAUAAAAGUGUCAAAUGUUUAAUGAAGGUUUCGAAGUAUUGAAAUUGUUUUGUCUCUUUUGUCUAGCUUAAUACUUGGUAUACAGAAAGGGACAAAACAUUUAUAAUAGUUAUGUUUAUAUGAAGAUUUCUUUUUUAUAACUGGAUGGAAAUGUUAAUUUUUUUUUGAAGGUCAGCUUAUUCAGAGUAAUUAUUAUUUAUGAUUAUAUUCUAAGAUGGCCAAUUACAGGUGAGGUUGGCUAAUCCUAAAAAUUAGAAAGUAAAUAAAUUAAGACAAAUUAAUUAAUAUCAGUAGUUAAUUAAUAUAAAAAUCUAAUUAAUAUUUAAAGUAAUCAACGAAUAUAAUAACUAUAAUAAUAAUAAUAUACGAAUGCACUAGUAAGAGAGUUGAUACAAACUGUUUUGUCUGAAAUUGAUACUUUGGUAAUCUCUCUCUUGCUGUUAUCAAUUUUAAAUUUUAAUAUUUUUUAAUAAUCACCUAUCUAUACUUACAAUUAAUGAUUGGAUUAUACCUUUAUUAUUCUCGUAAUAUGGUCCACAUAAUUUGAAAUUACCAAUAAAUUAAUUAAUAUAUUAUAUAUUAAAUUAUAUAAUAAUAAAUUAUAAUAAAUGAUGAUUGAAAUUCGGAAAAGGCAAGCAGUAUAGCUACUUCGAAAUGUGAAUAGGAAUAAAUUAAUUAUGGAAAUCAAUUUAUUUUUUUCAUAUUUUUUUACAAAGUACCCAUAAGUACUUUUACUUUUUACCCAUAUAAAUUGUCCAAUAAUAAUAAUUUUUUGUUCAAAAAGAUAUGUUAUGUAAAUAAGUAUACGUAUUUUAAGAGAAUCAACCAUUAUUGAAAUACAAGCAAUAAGUGUAAAUGCAAUCAAACGAAUCAUACCAUAGACAAUCUGCUGAUGUCCAAAAGUAGUACAAAUUAAUCUAUUAAUUUAUUUUGUUUUGUUACUCAUUUAAAAUAUAUUUCUGUGCUAGUUCUGACAAAACUUAAUUACUUUUUUAAUUAUAUUCCAUUAAAUACACUAUAGUUGAUUCGUUUAAGUAUUAAAAAUUCAUACACAAUUUUAGUAUAUAGCCCUGAUAUUUGUAAACCUUAGCAUAAAAAUAUAAAAUCUUAUUUGAGAAAUCAGUUUAGCGUACAAUAGGGUUGAUCGAUAUAUCUAAAGAAGGUAUAGCCCUUAAAAUUUAUAAAAAAAAAAAGAAAUAAUAACCACGGUGAAACUAGCUUCAUAAACAACUACUAGUAGAUACUUUUUCGUCAUAAAUACAUACAGUAGUGCCAAAAUUAAUCUUCCUUAUUAAUAAACUGGUACGACAUUGAACAUUUUCAUAUACAGGUCGAUAAUUUGUAGCAUACUUUUACAAGAUUCUAUAAGUGGAACUGAACGUUUCUUCCAAUAAAAGAUGGAUUGAAAAAUUAAAAAAAAGUAUGUACCUAAUAGAAAAUCUAGAGUUGGUAGUAGUAAGUAGUACUACUAACUUGACAGCUGUGUGCAUCAUUGUUUUAAUAUGAGAAUUAAAAAUUUUGCCGUUUUCUAUCCAUUAUUUUUUGGAUAACAAUGUACAGUUUCGUUUGUAGCACGUUCCCUUCAGAGGGUGCUAAUAAUGUCGACUUUACCUUGCAUAUGUAAACACACGGUGCACGAAUUUAAAUUCAAAAUGUGUGUAAUUUACAAUAAAUUUAUUACCUAUUGCUAUCAUUUUAGAUAUCAAUUUUGACAGCUUCUAGUUGUACUUGAAAUAGUUGCAAUUUUAAAAUUAAGCCUGGAAUGUGUCCCAAAAGUCAUGUCAUGCGUUUUGUAAUUGAAAAAUCAUGUAUAGAAUAAUUAGGAAUAAUUUUCCUAAUAAUACAUAAAAAUUUUAGGUUUCAAACUGGAUGUAGUCUAUGUCUUAAUUUGCAAUCUCUUAUUAUAAAAACGUUAGGAAAGAUAUUUCAUGUACUGUUAAAUUUUAUUUGUAUGAAUGGUUUUUUUUUUAAAAACCUAACUUUAGAAUUACUUAUAUCUUUGUCUAAAGAGUUGUUGUCCUAAUGUAUAUUAAUUUUGUCGCACAUGCAUCGUGAAUGUUACGCGAUAUUUUAGUCAAUUGUGGACCGAUUUUAAUUACUCUUUUUAAUUUAUUAUUAUUUUUAAUAAUUGUUCCAUACAAAUAUGUGUAAAAUUUGAUUGGUCUUAUUUAACGCACAAUAUGAGUUCCAAAAGACUGUGAAUGUAAUAUAUAAGUAAGCAGAAAGGAUGUUGAGCUUGGAAUUGGAAAGUGAGACUAAAAUAAGGAAUUGAAUGUGUAUUUUUAUAGUGGUUAAUUAUAUUUUUACAUGCUUUUAGUGAAUAUAAUGUUGCCAAUUUUUUAUUAUAAAUGCACCCAAUAGAGGCUUACAUACUUGUGAAUUUGUUUCGAAUUAUAAAUAGUUUAUAAAGAAUUCCACAAGUGUUAAGUUUGAUAGAAGCUUAGUUCAAUUUGUACGAGUUAUAAAAAAUAAAUGCCAAUAUAAUUUGAAA
Galleria mellonella (greater wax moth) is the source of this 5823-nucleotide messenger RNA. Its product is annotated as zinc finger CCCH domain-containing protein 13-like. The record is from RefSeq and is a predicted model, not a curated record. Bases 350 to 2212 code for a protein of 620 amino acids. The transcript is spliced from 10 exons. Lineage: Eukaryota; Metazoa; Arthropoda; Insecta; Lepidoptera; Pyralidae.